Molecule: messenger RNA, 1679 nt
Organism: Diospyros lotus (date-plum)
Lineage: Eukaryota; Viridiplantae; Streptophyta; Magnoliopsida; Ericales; Ebenaceae
Product: NDR1/HIN1-like protein 13
Exons: 2
Coding region: 584-1303 (239 amino acids)
Cellular component (GO): plasma membrane
Source: RefSeq, a predicted model, not a curated record
AUAAAAAUAGUCUAAAAUCUUUUUGAUGAUUUAAAAAUAAAAAUAUUUCAAAAAUACUAAAACAACACUUCCAAGACGUUUCGUACAUGAUAGGUAUUGUAAAAACAAUUGUAAUGUUUUGUUUUACUUAAUUUUUGUUUUUAUUUUUCCCGCGCCGCUAAUCAUCAUAUAAAUUACACAAUCAUCAUAUAAGAACAAGGCGUGAAUGUCGCGUUAGAAUGUAUUCUCCCUUUCGUUACCAAUCGCUGGCCCUUCGAUUCUCCCACAAACCUCUCUCUCUCUCUCUCUCUCUCUCUGCGAUGGCUUCCAACUUUGAGAUCUGAAUAGUUCUUCAAUGUCUGGAAUCGGAAUCUCGUCAGAAUUCACGAAAGCUUCCGACAUCCACAUCAAUCCCAUCAUGAAAUCUCGGAAAUCCAUUUGUUCCGUUCCUUAACAAGGCAAGCUGCUCCCAUUUCGAAACUCUAAUCAUCGUAAUUCAAGAGAUUUUUCAAUUUCAUCACUCAUUGGCACAUCGAAUUAGAUUCGGAAAUCGGAGUUCAGUUGGCAGAAAGUUUCAAGGUUUGGGAGUGAUUUCCCUCGAUCAAUGUCGGAGCCAGCGAAGCCGGCUCUGAAAAGGCCGCCGGGCUACAGACCGCCCGGUUCGCAGGGCUACACUCCCGCUCCCAGAAAACCGGCCCUCCCGCCGUCGCUCCGCCCCAGGAAGAGAGGCCGCUCCCGCUGUUGCUGCUGCUGCUGCCUCACCGUCCUCCUCCUCACCGUCCUCAUCCUCCUGAUUGCUCUCCUCGCCUGCUUAUUCUUCCUCUGGUACGACCCCAGGCCGCCGGUUUUCCACCUCCAGAAACUAAAAUUCUCCCGGUUCGAUGUCAGCACCGGUCCGGACGGACCGGCCCUGAACUCGCAGGCCGUGGUCAUGGUCCAGGUGAGAAACCCCAACGCCUAUCUGAACAUCAUCUACGACAAAACCGAGGUCUCCUUGAAGACGGAGAUCGCGGAUUUGGGAGCGGGGAGCUUACCGGCUUUCACGCAGAAGAGGAAGAACACGACGGCAUUGAAGUUCACGGUGGUGGAAAAGAACGAAUUGAUUGGGAAUUCGGUGUCGAAGAAGCUCAAGGAUGGGGUUCGGAGAAAGAGCUUGGUGAUGGAGACGGAGGUUCGGACCGGGAUUGGGAUGGCGGCGAACGGGUGGAGCUCCAUGACGGUGCCUGUCAAGGCCUUGUGUGGGGGCCUGAGUCUGAAGCAAGUUGAAGGCGGUGCUGUGCCCAAAUGCUCAAUCUACAUUUUCAAAUGGCUCAAGAUUAAUUAGUUCAUAAUGGGUGCAAUGCAACUAAACCAUACAAUGAUACAACAUUAAUGCAACAACUCCUGUACAUCCUUUUCCACUCCUCUCGGGUGGCUUAAACGCACAGUUGAUGGAGAAAGGUUGGUGCCAUCUCUUCAUCAAGUCCUGACCUUACAGUGGUACCAUAUAUGCUCCUGUCUAAGUUAAUAUCUAUUCAUGUUCUUGCCUUGCAUUUUUUUUCAUCAUGGAGAUCAUAUAAAAAAGAAUAUGGGUCAGAAAGAAAAAAGAGAGAAUUGAAGAGGGUAUCAUUUACAACAAUCUAAUCCAUUGCAUACUGUACAAACUAGUCAAGAACGUAUUUGUUGUUUACGGAUUGUGUAUCGAUUGUUUUUGGAUGAAA